GCUGAGCCCGUGGACUACAUUCCCCAGAAACCUCAUGGGUUCUGGUGUGUUUUCCUCCUGUCGGGUGCGGGGGCAGCUGGACCACUCAAGCUUGGUGAUGCUAGGAGGGGUUGCGGGUUAGCCGGGCAGGUCCUGGCCAAGCCGAACGAGGGAAAUGGUCCCCGCCUGGCCACUCGCCGGUUGAGGAGGGCCCUCUCCUGGUAGGGUGGCAGGCCAGCCAGGGCGCCGGCGAGGAGGGGUGCACUGUCGUCCUGUCCAUCCGGCUGCUGAAUGUCCGUCUCAGAGGAUGAGGAGAAGCUUUUGCCGCUCGUCCAGAGAUGGCCCAGAGCGAGCAAGUUCCUUUUGUCCGGCUGCGCAGCCACCGUGGCCGAGCUAGCAACCUUUCCUCUUGAUCUCACAAAAACUCGACUCCAAAUGCAAGGAGAAGCUGCUCUUGCUCGGUUGGGAGACAGCUCAAGAGAACCUGUCCCCUAUCGGGGCAUGGUGCACACAACUCUAGGGAUCAUCCAAGAAGAAGGCUUUCUAAAGCUUUGGCAAGGAGUGACACCUGCCAUUUACAGACACGUAGUGUAUUCUGGAGGGCGAAUGGUUACAUAUGAACAUCUUCGUGAGGUUGUGUUUGGCAAAAGUGAAGAUAAGCAUUAUCCCCUUUGGAAAUCAGUCAUUGGUGGGAUGAUGGCUGGUGUUAUUGGCCAAUUUUUAGCCAACCCAACUGACCUAGUGAAGGUUCAGAUGCAGAUGGAAGGAAAGAGGAAACUUGAAGGAAAACCACUGCGAUUCCGUGGUGUGCAUCAUGCAUUUGCAAAAAUCUUAGCAGAAGGAGGAGUACGUGGGCUUUGGGCAGGCUGGGUGCCCAAUAUACAAAGAGCAGCAUUGGUAAAUAUGGGAGAUUUAACCACUUAUGACACAGUGAAGCACUACUUGGUAUUGAAUACACCACUUGAGGACAAUAUUAUGACUCACGGUUUAUCAAGUUUAUGUUCUGGACUGGUAGCUUCUAUUCUGGGAACACCAGCUGAUGUCAUCAAAAGCCGAAUAAUGAAUCAACCAAGAGAUAAACAAGGAAGGGGACUUUUGUAUAAAUCGUCCACAGAUUGCUUGAUUCAGGCGGUUCAAGGUGAAGGAUUUAUGAGUCUGUAUAAAGGCUUUUUACCAUCUUGGCUGCGAAUGACCCCAUGGUCACUGGUGUUCUGGCUUACUUAUGAAAAAAUCAGAGAGAUGAGUGGAGUCAGUCCAUUUUAAGUCCUUAAAAGAUGCAGACAAGUAAUCAGUGUUCAGUAUCAUUGAAAUGUGGGCUUCUGCAACACACAGAAUUAUUUCUACCUCUUUAGAAAGACACUUUACUCCACAAAGACUGUGAUUUAUAGGGGGCAGCACUUUAUUUUUCUCUGGAGAUCCAAGUCCUCUUUGACUCCUCUUUUUGUUCAAGAGUGAUCUGGUCAUCUAGUCGGAUCUCACAAGACCACCCCAUGAGACUCAGCACAGCAUUUUCUAAAGAAGACUACAACCCUGAUCAUUUUCACCUCUGGCGAGAAGGUUUGACCUUCUUUGAGAUACUAUUCUAUGCUGAAGAGCCUGCUUAGAGGAGGAGUGCAGGAAGGAAACAGCAUCUCAGACCUGAAGUAGACAAUAGGGAUGUAAAAGAAUGUAUAGUAGUGCUUAAGAACUAUAUUUAACCUGUUAUGUCAGCAUUUACAAUUGAAGUUUGACAAUUCACUUUUGUUGUUAAAGUACACAUAUUGUAACUUAAAGGGAGGUGAAUGAAACUUCAUAAAUAAACAAUGUGGGCUUCCCUAGCAUUG
Orycteropus afer afer is the source of this 1802-nucleotide messenger RNA. It is a transcript of the gene SLC25A27, whose product is annotated as solute carrier family 25 member 27. The record is from RefSeq and is a predicted model, not a curated record. Lineage: Eukaryota; Metazoa; Chordata; Mammalia; Tubulidentata; Orycteropodidae. Gene Ontology annotation, biological process: response to cold.